GCAUAAGUUGGCUAUGUUGUGUGAGUAUUCGUUUCAGUACUUUGAAGUGUUGUCUGUAUCUGACUUCUGAAUCUAUGUAAUUUUCUUGUAGUCUGCUAAUAGUAUAUAUUUAUUUAUAUUUUAGAGGUUAUACGGUUGUAUUAUCUUGUUGAUACACGUUAGUUAAGUUUUUGCCCUUGUAAUCGGUCACAAAUACGGAAUAUGGCUACUGUGUUGAUGAGAAAGUCAUUUAAUUUCGUUAAACAACCACAACUUCAAAUCUCAGCACACUUAUCUGAUUCUAACAAAAAUGCAUUUAGAGCUGCAGUUUUAAAUGAUUAUGGAAAGGAACUGACUGUUCAAGAACGACUUCCGGAAAAAAAAUUAAACAAAGGCGAGAUAAGAUUAAAAGUCAAGUAUUGCAGCAUCAACGCUUCUGACGUUCUCAUAUGCAGUGGCAAAUACGAUGUAAUGCCGAAAGUGCCGCUAGUCCCAGGGUACGAACUGUUCGGUGAAGUGAUAGAACUCGGGCCGGGCGUGGACGAUGACGAUUUCAGCGUCGGAGAAUCUGUAAUCGCGCUAAACAAGGAACAUUUUUCGGGUCUGGCGGAACAGUGCGUGUUGUCUACGAAGGAUGCAUGGGUGGUGCCCUCCGUGGAUAAGCCAAUGUUGUGGUGCGGUCUGGCAGAUUCCUACGCGACUGCGCUUAUCGGUCUGGCCAGGAGGGGACAUCUGAAGACGAACAACACUAUUCUCGUAACUGCCGCGGGCGGUGGUCUUGGCCUGGCAGCGGUCGAUAUCGCAGCCAAUGUGUACAAAGCAAAAGUAAUCGCUGUGUGUGAAUCUGAAGACAAGGCCGAUACGUUGCGGGGAAAGGGAGCUUGGGCUGCACUUAAGUUCAGUCCAAAAGACAUUAAGAAGAAAGUUCAAGAUGUGACUGAAGGAAAGGGUGUUGAUAUAAUUUUUGAUUCUGUAGGAAAUGCUUCCAUGUUCCAGGACAGCGUGAACUGUGUAGCCCAUGAAGGUAAAGUCAUAGUCGCCGGGGCAGCGGCUCGCCAGGUGAAAGAGGUCAAGACGAGUCUCCUGCUUCCGAAGUCGUUCAGCUUAAUAGGCGUUUCACUGCAUUGCUAUCGUAACUCUGCUUAUAAAAUCUACAGACAAAUUGUACAAGAUGCGAUUGACAUGUUUGAGCAAGGUCUCGUAUCACCUCAUAUUGCCAAGACUUUCACACUGAAUGAAGUAAAUGAAGCUUUAAAGUAUGUUGGUGAAAAUGUGAGCACUGGUCAAGUAAUAAUCGACAUGCACCAAUAACAUCUGAUGUGUGUGUAAUCUCAUUGUGUGAAAACUGUAGAAAGUUUUUCAAGUAAUGUUUAUUUAUGUUUAAAUAGACUUAUUUGUACA
Bacillus rossius redtenbacheri is the source of this 1380-nucleotide messenger RNA. Its product is annotated as quinone oxidoreductase-like protein 2 homolog. Lineage: Eukaryota; Metazoa; Arthropoda; Insecta; Phasmatodea; Bacillidae. The coding region runs from base 202 to 1290 and encodes 362 amino acids. The transcript has a single exon. Gene Ontology annotation, cellular component: mitochondrion. The record is from RefSeq and is a predicted model, not a curated record. Gene Ontology annotation, molecular function: oxidoreductase activity.